Molecule: messenger RNA, 1473 nt
Organism: Morus notabilis
Lineage: Eukaryota; Viridiplantae; Streptophyta; Magnoliopsida; Rosales; Moraceae
Product: 7-deoxyloganetic acid glucosyltransferase
Exons: 2
Coding region: 1-1473 (490 amino acids)
Molecular function (GO): UDP-glycosyltransferase activity
Source: RefSeq, a predicted model, not a curated record
AUGGAUCAGAAACAAAGGCCACAAGUAGAAGUCCCUACAACUCCAAGAGUUCUAAUUUUCCCCUUGCCGGCGCAGGGACAUGUCACCUCCAUGCUCACACUCGCCGAGCUUCUCAGCCUCUGCGGCAUCGACGUCACCUUCCUCAACACCGACCACGUCCAUAACCGCCUUUUUCGUCACGCUGACAUCGAAGCCCGGUUCGCCGACUACCCCGGGCUCCUAUUCAGAACCAUCUCCGAUGGCCUGCCGGACGACCACCCGCGCUCAAAUGACAGGUCAAUAACAGAGGUACUUCAUUCAAUGAUUGCGACAACCAAACCGGUGUUGAACGAGAUGCUUGUUUCUGGUGCAUUGGGAUCGGUGACUUGCAUUAUAGCUGAUGGAGCUUUUGCUGGCUUUGUUACUAAUUCAGCCUGUGAACUUCACGUUCCCAUAAUCUAUUAUCAACCAGCUAGUGCUUGCUGCCUCUGGACCCUCUUAUGUUUUGACGACAUCAUUAAAGCCGGGGAGCUUCCCAUUAGAGGAAAAGAAGACAUGGAUAGGAUAAUAACAAGCGUGCCUGGCAUGAAAAGCUUCUUAAGGUGCCGUGACCUGCCUAGUUUUUGCCAAGUGAACGACACAAGCGCCACAAAAAUCAAUCCAGUCGCUCGUGCAAUCCGUCAGAGCUGUAGUGCGCAAGGGAUUAUUCUCAACACCUUUGAAGAACUUGAAGGGCCUAUAAUCUCCCACAUUAUAAGAAGCUUCUGCCCUAAUACCUACACCAUCGGACCUCUCCAUGCUCACCUCAAACACAAAUUGGCCAAGAAGAACGUUUCAAAGUCUGACCAAUCUUCCAACAGUAUUUUUGAAGUCGACAGAAAGUGCAUGGAUUGGCUUGACUCUCAACCUCCCAAGUCUGUGAUCUACGUCAGUUUUGGAAGCAUUACAACCUUGACGAGAGACGCCCUACUGGAGUUUUGGCACGGCCUUGUGAACAGCAACGUGAGGUUCUUGUGGGUCGUGAGGCCGGACAUGUUGACCGGAGAAUGCGCCGGUGAGGUCCCGUCAGAGCUUCUGGAAGCGACGAGGGAGAGAGGGUACAUGGUGAGGUGGGCCCCACAAGAGGAGGUGCUGUCCCACCGGGCUGUGGGUGGGUUUUUGACUCAUAGUGGUUGGAAUUCAACUCUGGAGAGUAUAGUGGCUGGAGUUCCUAUGAUAUGUUGGCCUUAUUUUGCUGAUCAACAGAUUAAUAGCAGAUUUGUUGGUGAGGUGUGGAAGCUUGGGAUUGAUAUGAAGGAUGUUUGUGACCGGAAAAUUGUUGAAAAGAUGGUUAUCGAUCUGAUAGUGGAGAGGAGGGAAGAAUUCUUGAAAUCAACGGCUAAGAUGGCUAGGUUGGCAGGAGAAAGUGUAUGCGAAGGUGGGUUAUCGGAUUCUAAUUUUGAUCGUCUGGUAGAGUACAUAAGGCUGACCGCCAAGGAGAAAUCAGCCAGAUGA